Messenger RNA from Sesamum indicum (sesame), 1713 nucleotides. Its product is annotated as Transmembrane amino acid transporter family protein. NCBI's taxonomy places the organism in Eukaryota, Viridiplantae, Streptophyta, Magnoliopsida, Lamiales, Pedaliaceae. The record is from RefSeq and is a predicted model, not a curated record.
UUUAUUUAUCAAAGAUAGGAUUGACCUGCACUCAAAACAUAUUUUUCACCAUUACUUUUCUUUUUUCUAAGUUGAAAGCAAUUAACAUAUAAACAACACACACAGUAUAUAUAUAUAUAGGUGUGGGUGUGGGCAUGGAUGUGUGCAUAUCUUUCACAUCACAUAAACAACAGGCCCCCACCCUCCACAGACUAGGGCUCCAUGGGAAAUGGUCGACCAAGUUCCACGGAGUUAAACGGCGGAGACGACGCUAAAGCUCCUCCGACUGCGGCCGCCGCCGACCUCCACAAAGAACUAGACGCCGGUGCACAAUUCGUUCUCAAAUCCAGAGGGUCAUGGAUGCACUGUGGGUAUCACUUGACAACAUCCAUCGUAGCUCCAGCACUGUUGAGUCUGCCAUUUGCAUUUGCAUCACUGGGAUGGACGGCUGGAGUUGUAAGCCUGGUUAUGGGUGCAGUGGUGACGUUCUACUCAUACAAUUUGCUGUCUCUGGUGCUGGAACACCAUGCUCAAUUGGGUUAUCGCUUCCUCAGAUUUCGAGACAUGGCCACUCAUAUUCUAGGAGCAAAGUGGGGUGCAUAUUACGUGGGGCCCAUUCAAUUCCUGGUGUGCUACGGUGCAGUAGUUGGCUCUACUCUUCUGGGAGGGCAGUGCAUGAAGGCAAUAUACUUAGUGUCAAGUCCAAAGGGGAAUAUGAAGCUGUACGAGUUUGUAAUAAUAUUUGGUGGGCUAAUGCUGAUUUUAGCUCAAAUCCCAUCUUUUCACUCUUUGAGGCACAUCAACUUGGUUUCCUUACUCCUAUGUCUUGCCUACAGCUCCUGCGCCACUGCUGCCUCCAUCUACAUUGGAAGUUCAUCCAAGGGACCAAGAAAGGAUUAUUCUCUCAACAGUGAUAACCAAACUCGAAUAUUUGGUUCUUUCAAUGCAUUGGCCAUUAUUGCCACUACUUUUGGUAAUGGGAUUAUUCCAGAAAUACAGGCGACACUGGCCCCACCGGUUAAGGGCAAGAUGUUGAAGGGGCUUUGCAUUUGCUACGCGGUGGUAACGGCUACCUUCUUCAGCGUAGCCAUUUCUGGGUAUUGGGCGUUUGGCAAUGAAGCCGACGGCCUCGUCCUCUCCAACUUCUUGGGUGACGGCGAACCUUUGGUGCCCAAAUGGUUCGUUCUGAUGACCAAUGUCUUCACCAUUCUCCAGCUAUCAGCUGUUGCUGUGGUCUACCUGCAACCCACAAACGAAGUUCUUGAACGAACAUUUGGAGACCCCAAGAGCGGGGAGUUCUCCACGCGCAACGUAGUCCCAAGAGUGAUAUCACGAUCACUCUCCGUCAUCAUAGCAACCACAAUCGCAGCGAUGCUCCCGUUUUUCGGGGACAUCAAUGCAGUGAUCGGAGCUUUUGGUUUCAUGCCACUUGACUUCGUACUCCCUUUUAUUUUCUUCAACUUGACAUUCAAACCAUCAAAGAGGGGUCUCAUUUUUUGGUUAAAUACCAUGAUAGCUGUGGUUUUCUCAGUGUUGGGAGUUAUAGCAGCAGUUGCAGCUGUAAGACAGAUCAGUCUUGAUGCCAAGACGUACCGUUUAUUUGCCAACAUAUGAUCACCCAAGAUGUAGUUAAACUAGAUCCUGUCUCAUGAUUAAGUUCAUAGACACAAGAAUGAUUUGCAAAAAUUGAGAUCAGAAUAUAGAUGUUUGAAUAAAGACAUAUAUUACUGGUGA